CCGGGGCGCGGCGCGGCGGGAGCCGCCGGAGGGGCGCAGGGCGCGGGCGCGGCAUGGCUGGCUGAGGCGGCGGGAGGAGCCGCCGCCGCCCGGCGCCGCUCCCGGCCGCGCUCGGUGCGUGUGCGAGCGCCCGCGUCAAUGAGCGAGUGCAUGGCGGAGCCCCGCGCCGCACCAUGAGGCGCCGGCCGAGCACCGCGCUCGCCCUGCUGUGCCUCGCCGCCCUCCUGGCCGCCGCCUCCGCCGCGCUGCCCGCCAGCGCCGCGCCGCCCGCCGAGCCCGGCAGCGGCAGCGGCGGCCCCGCCGAGAGCGGCCCGGGCACGGUGCCGCCCGCGCGGGGCAGCCCGGCGCCGCCGCCGCCGCCGCCGGAGGAGGCGGUGGCGGAGGAGGAGGAGGAAGAGGAGCAGCAGGAGGAGGAGGAGGCAGCGGGCGGCGGCCCGGCAGGAGACCUGUGCAACUGCAGCUCGGUGGGCAGCUCUGGAUGCAACCUGACAUCAGGGCAGUGCCUGUGCCUGGCUGGCUACACAGGGCCACGCUGCCAGGGCUGUGCCCACGGCUUCUUCCCCAGCCAGGGGGGCCAGCAGUGCCUGCCCUGUGACUGCAGCCCUGCAGGAGCCACCAGUGACCAGUGUGACCACUCUGGGAAGUGCCAGUGCAAAGCUGGUGUGACGGGCCUGAGGUGUGAGCGGUGCAGCGAGGGCUACUACAGGUUCAAUGGGAGCACGUGUGAGCCCUGCCAGUGCAACAACCACUCCCACAGCUGCCACAGCUCCACAGGCACCUGCCUGGACUGCCAGGAGAACACUGAGGGGGAGCACUGUGAGCUCUGCAAGGAGGGGUUCUACCAGAGCACCCUGGGCUGCCAGCACUGCCCCUGCUCCACUGUGGCAUCCACCGGCACCUGCCACAUACAGCCCGGCGAGAGCAUCCCAAGGUGUGACAAGUGCAAACCAGGGUACACUGGCCUCAACUGCAACCAGUGUGACAAGGGCUACUACAACUCAGACAGCAUCUGUGUGAGGUGUGAGUGCAACGGGAACGUGGACCCGGCGCUGUCCCCCAGCGUGUGCCGGCCCGACAGCGGGGAGUGCAUCGGCUGUCUGUACCACACCACGGGCUUCCACUGUGAGCUCUGCCAGCAGGGCUACAGCAGGGACUCCCAGGGCACCAACUGCACCAGGAAAGAAACCACUCUUGGCCCAGAACCAACGGAGUUUACAACUUCUGCUCCAAAUACCACCAAGGCCACAUCCUUUUCCACUGCAGUGCUGAACAGUACUUUGUCACCCACAACUCUGCAGACAGUAUUUCCUAUAAGCUCCUCUGACAACAGCACCUCUGCUUUCGCAGACGUUUCGUGGACUCAGUUUAACAUCAUUAUUUUGACAGUGAUCAUCAUUGUUGUGGUCCUGCUAAUGGGCUUUGUGGGUGCUGUCUACAUGUACCGUGAGUAUCAGAACAGAAAACUGAAUGCUCCCUUUUGGACCAUUGAGCUGAAGGAGGACAACAUCAGUUUCAGCAGCUACCACGACAGCAUUCCCAACGCUGACGUGUCGGGGCUGCUGGAGGAUGAUGGCAAUGAGGUGGCUCCCAAUGGACAGCUCACGCUGACGACUCCCAUGCAUAAUUAUAAAGCUUAGAAGUCAUCCAGCUGCUCCAAAGUUUGCUUCUCAAAAAGUUACAGGGCUGGUGGAAGGGGUGUCAGGAUCCGUGCCAAGGCUCCACACAGAGGAAUUUGCUCUUCAGGUACUCUGGUGCCAGGCCUGCUGUAGCUUGCAGGGGAACAGAAGACAGUGCAGUACAACUGAAUUCCAGGUAGUGUGGUGAAAUGCAUUCAGUGUCCUGUUCUCCAUAAAGAUCCAUAGAAUUCACUGUUGUUUUAAACUGGAUUUUGCUGAAUUGAAACAUGUUUUUAUGAAGAGGUGGUGGGGUGGAGAGAGCAGAACCCCACGAGGAGUCAGAAGCUACUUGGUUUCCAGCCAACCCAACACUUGUGUCUUCAUCCUUUAGUUUGAGAAGUAGCUCAUGAAUUAACAGUGGAAUUUCAGGAAACAGAUCUUUGGAAAGGCAUCAUCUUUGUUCCUGACAGGAACUUAUUUGAAAAGGAGAACAAAAAAAAAGGGAAGUAAUUGUUCACUGUUACUACCAAAAGGCAAGUAGGAGGAGUGAGUUGCACACUUAAAAAAGUUACCAUUAUCUGUUCCCACUAAGCAGGGAAAUGGGAAAAAAAUCUAAAGAACAUUUGAGUUAGGGAAGAGACUAAGCUUUUCCCUUUCUGAGUAUUUAUACAGGGUGAUGAUGCUAUUAAGACAUAGCAAUCCAUUUUUUUCUAGAAGGAGUUAAUGAACUUGUAUAGUUUCUGUGCAAGGGAAGACGACAAGACAUCUCAGGGUUGCCAUGUAAAAAUAAAAGCCAGGCUUAAUACCCUACCCUGAUAGAAAUGGUGUGUUCUGUAUAUAAAAUGUAAUAUAACUUCUUGGAAUUGUAUUUGUAAUUAUUUGUAAAAAAGACAAGCAACCAACUGACCAACCAAAAAAUCCCCAACAACAGAACCAUGAGCCCCUUCCCAACCUCCCCCACUCCCCAGGUCAUGUUUUAUCCUCUAGGUUUUAAUUGUACAGCGGUUAGUGGUGUUGUUUAAAAAACAAAAAACAUGAGGAUUGUUUAAAAUACUGUAAAUGAGAUGGCAAUAUUGUUGGAGCUGGGACUCUGGCAAACACCAACUGCUUAAAGCUUUUCUUCCACUGUCAUUGAAUAACUUCUUUUUUAGAGAAAGUGUGAGUGUUCCCUACUUGUGUCUGUCAAAUUUUGCCAUUCCUUCAAAUACAGAGUGAAUACCAGUGUUGCCAUGACUAGGGCUGAGUAGGUGUCCAAAAAUUGGAUGCACCAAUGUAUUCCUUGCUUUUAAGUGUCUAUACAAAAUGCAGAUACACUGUCACAAACACACUGAGAGCCUGGGCUCAAUGGCUGAGGUUCUUCCAUGGUGUGGAGGGAUCCCACUGCCAUGCCUGCUGAGCUGACACGUGCUGGAGGGCUGAGCUCAGCCCCCUGGCCUCCUGAGGGCCAGAAGCAAAGGUUUGCUGGGUUUGGGUGGGAACAGCUUUGGGAUGAAGAGCUUGCAGGACCUGAUCUGCGCUUGGAGGCUCAGAAGGUAAAAGGACACAGAUGCUUGCAGAAUUUAAAGUGGCACAAGGUGGUGGUGGGGAAUCAGCUGUUCAGAAAACCCCACAGGGAGCAGGUUUUACAGAUCCCUGGUUUUGAUGGGAGGCUGGUGGGCUGUUAGCACAGAGAACAUCUAACAGGCAGCACUGCACAGGGGUCACACUGGGAGCUCCUGGGUUGGUACCUGCAGUGUGAGUGCCCCAGGGCAGGGGCUGUGCUCCCUGUGCCACCUGUCACACCUCUGGAAAUCAAACUACUGCAGGAAACAGGGCAAGAAACAAAUAUUUCCCCUCACUCUUGCCCAGCCUCAGAGCUGCAGAUGUGUUGCUCUGUGUGGUGGGGCAAUGGUGAUACAGGAGCUGGUGGAUGCAUCCUCUGAGCCAGGAAAAAGUGAAUAUUUCUCCAGAUGAGAAAUGGUAGAGAGAACAGAUCAGCUAUUUAUUUGUUUUUUGGUGCUGUGAGGAGGCUUUUCUUUGGAAACUUGGAAGAGGGGGGAAGUAGGUGAUUCAAACAAAUGCUCAAAGAUGCCAUUUCUGCCUCAAAAACUUGCUGUCUGAUUUAAAGAUGAGGCAUGGCAAGUGAGAAUGAAAAUCAUUGAGGAUGACCAAGGGAAAUGGUGAGGGCAGAAUGUGGAAUUGCAUAUAGACCCAAGCUGAUGGAAAAAAGCAGAUGGAAAAGCUCCCAUUGCCUGCAGUGGGCCUGGGUGAAGUCCCAGGUGAUAAAACUGGCUCCUGUCAUUCAGAGCAAUGUUACUUUUAGUUAUAAAACGGGGGAGGACUGGAGGAGAAAAUCUGGAUAUUGCUAAUCCUUAAGUUACUCAUCAGAGCAGGGUGGUGACAAAACAGAAAAUUUCCUAGAAGUUGUAAUUAGGUAGAGGUGCUAAUCUAGGGAUACACUUGCACUUGGUCACUUCAUGGGGUAGGGGGAAGGUAAUUUAGGAAGUGUUGGCUUCUGGGACUGAUGCUAGCCAGCAAAUCGAAGGACUGUUGUUCACUUUAAUGUUUCUGAAAUGCUUUAGCAGAUUUUUUCCUCUCUGCCACAAAACACCUCUUCCUUAAAUUUUGCUGUGACUGUGGGCUGCUUUGUAACAGUAACAGGCUUGGAUUUUGUAGAAAAUUCACUGUAGGAAUAGGGACCAUCUGCUCAAGCAGAGCGUGGGCGCAGGUGCUGAGCCCUCCUCGUCCCUGCCUGCCACAGCACAGGAGGUGUUGGCACCUGGGCUGCUUCUGACCUCCAGAGUAAUCCAGAGGCUGUGUUUGGGAAGAGGAGGAGUGAGGAUGCCCUGCAGGUGGGACAGCUGCUGUCUGGAUUGCACAGCUGGAAGAAGGGAUGGAGACAGCCUGGAACACGUGAUGGGAAGCUUGGUUGGGCAGGGGGACCUGGCUGCCCAGAUUUGGAUGGCACAGGAUGUUUCUGAACUGGGAGCACAGUGAGGAUGUGGCACUGGCACCUGUCAAGUGGCAGAAUGACUCAGCAGGGACACAGGACACCUCCUGCCACCCAGGCCUGGGCACACAGGAGCAACAGCAAUAAAGGAGAUCGAUGCCUCAGCAGGGAAAGGAUAAACAGCUUGAUGUUUGACUUUGGUGCUGUGAGAUCAGCUUGUCUGUGCUCUUAUCAGUUCCCUGGCACCACAGGAGGGGAGGAAGAAGCUGAGCUGGUUCUGUCUCCAGUUCCCUUGGGUUGGGUUGUAUGUGGAGGGGUAGCAGAGCUCAAGCACUUGUGCCAGGGUGCUGGGGCCACCAGCACCAUGGUGUGUGCCAUCGCUUGUCAGAGGCUUCCCAGGUGCUGAGGUUUGUCCUGAGGUUGGGGCAAGGGCAGCUAAACCAGAAUUGGACUCUCAGGGCUGUUUUGAGGCCAGCGAGGCCAGGGCAGGGCAUCUGGGUGACCUGUGGGGCUGAGGUGGCAAUCCAGGUACAAGGUACAUGUGCUCCUGAUGGGCACCUGCAGCACUGGUGCCUGGGAAUGCUGCCCAGCCAGGACACUGCUGGCAUGGGACAGCACUGCAGAGCAGAGGGGAGGUGUCACAGGGCUGGGGAUGUGGGAAAGCAGCUGCAGGCACCAUCCUGGGCAGUGUGAGGGCACAGCUGCUCUGGCUGGGGCGAGUGCAGCAGGGCAGUGAAGGCAGUGGGACAGAAUGAGCAGGUAAAGCACAGGGCUGGGCUGGGGCAGGGCUGGGGCAGCCUGCAGGGCUCAGCUCAGGGGAGCACUUGGUGAGCAGAAUGCCACAGACAUGCAGAAACGUGGUUGGGCUAAUGAGGAGAGAUGAUCUCAAAUCUUGUGGACCACUGUAGCUGGAAAUAGCUACGAGGAGCACUAGCCCUGGGGAGCUGUCAGGAGAUGUCAGCCACUGGAGUGAUAAUUCCCUUGGACCAGGCUGAGCAAACUUAGCAAGCAUUUUGGAAAGAGGAGGGGACAUAUCCAGCAUCCUCCAGGUAUCCUGGGCCAGUUAACCACUGCUGCACAGCAUCAUUCUCUGCAAUGUCACAGACAAUGCAAAUGUGGCAGAAAGUUUGCACAGUCUCCUUUAAGUAAAGGAUAUAAAAAUAGUUUUCUCUUUUAAGUGAAAUUUUAGAGUGAGCUCCCACAGGACUCUGCUCUUUAUGUGUCAGAGGAAUGGAUUAAAAUAAGAAAAAUGUGGGCCUUAAAAGUUGAAGUUGUUCUUGCUCCCAUCUGAAACCCAUCAGUCUCACUCUGCAUCCAAAUACGGUGUCUCCCAAGCAUAUGCCAUGCUUACAAAUGCAUUUCUAAAAAGAAAAAAAAAAGUGUAUGAUUUGAAUAUAUGUCAGAAUUUAUACAGAAGAAUGUUAUUUAAAAUGAAUAAAAAUAAAUGUAUAUAGUUUGUAUCUAUGCCA
This is a messenger RNA of Oenanthe melanoleuca, 6014 nucleotides long. It is a transcript of the gene MEGF9, whose product is annotated as multiple EGF like domains 9. The transcript has 6 exons. Gene Ontology annotation, biological process: axon guidance. NCBI's taxonomy places the organism in Eukaryota, Metazoa, Chordata, Aves, Passeriformes, Muscicapidae. Gene Ontology annotation, molecular function: extracellular matrix structural constituent. Gene Ontology annotation, cellular component: basement membrane. Bases 174 to 1637 code for a protein of 487 amino acids. The record is from RefSeq and is a predicted model, not a curated record.